ACACACAAUAGGAAGCCAUGCUGAACAGACUUGGAACUUUCAGAACGACAAAUUUCAAUGAGAGAUAUCUUAUAUUUACAGACAAAAAGAUAGAAAAUGUAAUAGUGGGUUUGUUUCCUGCUCAUUUUAGAUUGUAUUUUUUGUUCUAACUUCAGAACCCACGGCCUAAUGGUGAUAUAUUGGUUACAUCUUCUUGAGCUUUAUUGUUGCGUUUUCGUGAAAUAAAUAUCGGUACACCGUAAAAUGCAGUUUCCGUGGGAUUUUGGUAAAAUCAGCCGCAAUGAGGCUGAGCAAAUGCUAUUAAAGAAUGGUAAAAAUGGCGCGUUCCUGGUUCGUCAGAGUGAGAGUAUCCCCGACGCGUAUGUCUUGAGUUUGUGGUUUGACAAAAUGGUUCAUCAUUACCGAAUAUUGAAAAAAGAAGAUAAAUUUCUUGUGCAGUAUUCAAGUGAUAACAAAUAUUUUUCAAAAGUAUUUUCCAAUUUGGAGGAAGUGAUUGAACUUUAUAAGCAGCGUGGCACAGGUUUGGUUCACCCUUUAACACAGCCACUCACAAAGGAAACUAAUGUCAGUGAUGGGGACGAAUUUACAGAUGAUGAGGAUGAAGAAGAGAAAGAUUUCACUGAUUGCGCGUGGAAUGGUUCAGAUGAGGAUGUUGAAACUAUUAGCUCAUUUUUCUUGAAGAGAAUGCAAAGUAUUAAUACUUCAGAAGUGGAUUCUGAUUUCUGCGACAGUGUUAAAAAUUACUUGAAAGGUGGAUUUGAACGCGAUGGGGACAAACCAACGCCCGUUGAUCUACAGGAAUUAAUUAUUAACUUUGCUGACGGACUAAAAGGGGAGGUUAAACAGUUCCUCAAAAAGAUUCUGUUUCUGCAAGAUCUUUUUUCAACAGACCAUUCUAUUAAAGUAGCACCGACGCGUGCUGUUUCAAAAUUUGAGGAUUUUAUGCAAGAUCUGGCGACAUGUGUGGCCGGAAUAAAGACUCUUCAAACGUUGGUAAAGAAAUCUCAUAAAGAUUAUAUGACAACUGUGGAUGAUGAAGAAUCACGAACGUUUGAGGUUACAAAAUGCGAUUUUUUCAAGACGAAAUUGUUUUUAAAAGUUGAUGUUAGUGAAGGAAAGCUUUUGUUCAUGAAGAGUACGAAAGACUCGAUAGAAGAUUGCUACUUAAUAAUUGAACAUGAUGAAAUUUUGCAAUUGGUCAAAGACCAGGUUUCUCCCAAAUUGACGUUGAAUAUGAAAAAGGAACAUCGAAAGCUUUUUCUCAAAGAUAUUAAGGAGCGCGAAAAGUUAUGUUUGUUAGUUCAUCAUAUGUUGAACUUACGUAAUCCGAAUAAGAACACACCGAAAUCAAUAUCUGUAUUUGUUGGAACAUGGAAUAUGGGAAACAAUACUCCAGCAGCAAAAAUCGACUCGUGGUUAUGUUGUAAAGGUUUAGGGAAUACAAACGGUUCGAUCUUUAAAGAAGCUUUUAUGGGGCAUGAUAUAUUCGCCAUUGGGACGCAAGAAAGUGGAAUGAAUGAAACAAGUUGGAUAGCAUUUUUAAAGAAAGCGCUGAAAAGGCAAUUUUCAAUUGAGUAUGACACGGUUGGAGCACAGUCACUGUGGGGUAUGCGUCUGGUUAUUCUUGCAAAACCCGAACAUGCUAACAGAAUCAGCAGAGUUGUAAAGUCUACGGUGAAAACUGGGAUUGCCAAUGCAAUGGGAAACAAAGGAGGAGUUGGAAUAUCUUUUGAUUUUUUAACAACGUCAUUGUGCUUCAUUAAUUGCCAUCUCACAUCAGGAAGUGAAAAAUUAAGAAAGGAAAGGCGCGGGCAAAAUUUCUCAGACAUCUUGAAAGGUUUGAAUCUUGGUCAUAAAGGUGCUUUUGAUUUGACAAAUCAAUUCCACGACGUAUUUUGGUUUGGAGAUUUAAAUUACAGGAUUGAUAUGUCGUACGAGGAAAUCAUGAAAGCUAUCGAAGAAAAGGAUUACCAAAAGCUUUUGAGACAAGAUCAGUUGACGAAGGAAAAGAAUGAGGGAAACGUGUUUUUUGAUUUCUGUGAAGAUCUUCCUUGCUUUCCUCCGACAUACAGAUACAAAAAGGAACACGUGACACAUAUUUACAUAUCAAAUCGAAACGGACUGGGGUUAAAUGAUCGCAUCAACGUUCCAUCAUGGUGUGAUAGAGUGCUGUACAAAUCUUUUCCUGACUUGAAGCCCAUGCAAGUCUUAUACGGUUGUACUGAGGACAUCGUGACAAGCGAUCACUCUCCUGUUUUUGCUUCAUUCGAAGUUCCAGUUAUUAGUCAUUUUGUUGCUUCGCCUGAUCGAGGAAGACAAAUAGCUCAAUCGAAAAAGCCAUCUUGCAAGAUUAAAUUUGAGCGUGUAAGAGUGAAGCUAAACACAGUAAGCAAAACGGCAUUUUAUUUGGAGUUUCAUUCGGCGUGUUUAGCGACAAGUAAAAAAAGUAAAAUGGACUGGAAACACCUUUGCGAGAACCGCCACAAAAUGUUAGUUCGAAACAAUCUUUCACAAGUUGCUUGGAGGUCUAAUCCAUCUUACUUUCCUGAGUUGAAUCCCAUCCUGGACAACCCCGAGUAUCUUCGAGAACAGUAUAUGCUUAUAGCUGUUAAAUCUGAGGCUGGUGAUGAGUCUUACGGAGAGUAUGUUAUACCAUUAAAUCAUCAUUUAUCAAACAAACCACUGGAGUUUGAAGGCGUUCUAACCCAUGGUGGUAUACGACUUGGCGAAAUUUGUGGUACCAUGAAUGUUAUAAAUAAAAAACAAACAUCGAUUCGUGUAAAGCAAGGAUCAAGAGCACAUCCGUCUACGGCAAUUCAAAACAGACCUUACAGUUGUGUAGCUCCAGCUAGUGACCAUCCUCCGAUUUCUCCAAAAUCUGUUUCAUUGCCAAGACCUCCCCCACGAAAUGUUCCACCAUCAAUUUCUUCAUCAAGAGACUUGUCAGGUCAUUCAUCUGCGAGUACUUCGAAAUUUGAUAAUUACGUGUCGUUUUCAAAUCCCAUUCCAUCAACUUCAAACAAAAUUGACGUGCCAACUGACUCUUCAUCGCCACCACCUCUUCCUGCAAAGAAGAAGAAUCGACAGCCUAAAACAGUGGAAGAUUUUCUAUGCAAUCUUGGUCUGCAAACUUACAUUGAUGCUUUUAAUGAAAAUGGCUUUGAUGAUUUAGAAUUUCUGGAAAAUUUAACUUCUGAUGACCUAAAAUGUUUGUCAUAAACAGUACCCACAUACAGCAAAUAUUAGACGCCGUUCGGAAAUUGAAAAACGAUCGUAUUAUCAGAGGAUAGUUGUUGUAUUCAGUCAUGUCGACAUUGCUGUUAUGACGCAUUAACGCCUUGUUUUCAGAUUUUGACCAUGAAGUCUGGACGAUCAAUAUAAUCCAUUUUAAUGUGCUAGCCUCACGCAAAAAUCCGAAGAUAUAAUUUUGUAGUUGUAAAAAGGAACGAUGAGGAAUUUGUUGACUGUCCCUUUAGUACGAAUCUGUGGUACAAACAAAGACGCGUUUAACAUUAUGUACAUGCACCUGGUCUUUAUUAUCCAUCCACAAACAACACUAAGAAAGUCAUUAUCUGAUCAUUGAAUGUGGCAAGAUAAGUCAGUACAUUUCAGAUAUUUUACAGUAAAUAUGUUGUGAAUAAUCAUGUUUUAAUGCGAAAUUGUUUUAAUCAAAUAUAAUAUAAAGAUUUGCUGGAUCGCAGCGAUUUUGUGUA
This is a messenger RNA of Xenia sp. Carnegie-2017, 3713 nucleotides long. RefSeq names its product phosphatidylinositol 3,4,5-trisphosphate 5-phosphatase 2A-like. Gene Ontology annotation, biological process: phosphatidylinositol dephosphorylation. NCBI's taxonomy places the organism in Eukaryota, Metazoa, Cnidaria, Anthozoa, Malacalcyonacea, Xeniidae. The record is from RefSeq and is a predicted model, not a curated record. Gene Ontology annotation, molecular function: phosphatase activity; protein binding.